GACCGAUGAAGCAAAAGCGAAAAUUGCGACUUUACAUCUCAAACACGUUUAACCCCGCGAAGACGGACGCUGAAGAUUCAGAUGGGAGCAUUGCAUCCUGGGAACUACGGGUGGAAGGAAAACUACUGGAUGAUCCCAGUAAGAUGAAGCGGAAAUUCUCCUCCUUUUUUAAGAGUCUGGUGAUUGAGUUGGACAAGGACCUGUACGGACCGGACAAUCACCUGGUGGAGUGGCACCGGACACCCAGCACCCAGGAGACAGACGGCUUCCAGGUGAAGCGACCAGGAGAUGUCAGUGUGCGCUGCACCCUGCUGCUGAUGCUGGACUACCAGCCCCCCCAGUUUAAGUUGGACCCCCGCCUUGCUCGGCUCCUGGGGAUUCACACGCAGACCCGGGCCGUCAUCAUCCAGGCGCUCUGGCAGUAUAUAAAGACCAACAAGCUCCAGGACUGUCAUGACAAGGAGUAUAUCAGUGGAGACAAGUACUUCCAGCAGGUGGGGCCCCCAGUGUCCGGUAAGAUAUUUGAUUGUCCCCGACUAAAAUUCUCAGAGAUCCCUCAGAGACUGACUAACCUGCUGCUGCCGCCGGACCCCAUCGUCAUCAACCACAUCAUCAGUGUGGACCCCACUGACCAAAAGAAGACGGCCUGCUACGACAUCGAUGUAGAGGUGGAAGAUCCCCUGAAGGGGCAGAUGAGCAGCUUCCUCCUCUCCACGGCCAAUCAGCAAGAGAUCGCAGCACUGGAUAAUAAGAUCCAUGAGACAAUUGAAUCAAUAAACCAGUUGAAGAUACAACGAGACUUCAUGCUGAGCUUCUGUAGAGACCCGAAGGGUUAUAUCCAGGACUGGCUCCUGUCCCAGAGUAGAGAUCUCAAGAUUAUGACGGAUGUUGUUGGGAAUCCGGAGCAGGAGCGAAGAGCCGACUUCUACCAGGAGCCGUGGUCCCAAGAAGCCGUGAGCCGCUAUUUUUACUGUAAGAUCCAGCAGAGAAGACAGGAGCUGGAGCAGUCUCUUGGUGUCCGCAACACAUAGAUGUUCUCCUUCUUCUGCAGUCAUGUCCGUGUUCCUGUCCUCAGCUGCUCCUUCUCCAUCCUCACAUGGUCCAUACACAGGACAAGAACCCCCAGCCUAGUAUUAGAUCCUCCAUGAACCUGUGCUGCUCAUACACCCCGCCCUCACCCUUCCCUCUAAGCAUUUGUCUAUGGUGCCAAGUAACUGAUUGUCAUUGUGGUCAAUGUCUGGACACAACCAAGGACCACACGUGGCAUGUAGACCAAGUCCUGGAUGAGGAUGAGGAGGUCCCGUUCACCACAUCAGUAUUAUCUGUUAUAUAAAGCCUCAUACACCAAAGACACUGACACCUGCGGAGCCGAGGAUCUGCUGGACAUUUCUGGAAGGAUAUUUUGGCUUUAAGGAGCCUCCUUGUAUGUGACAGCUGGAGCUCAGCCUCCUUGUAUGUGACAGCUGGAGCUCGGCCUCCGUGUAUGUGACAGCUGGAGCUCCGCCUCCUUGUAUGUGACAGCUGGAGCUCGGCCUCCAUGUAUGUGACAGCUGGAGCUCGGCCUCCAUGUAUGUGACAGCUGGAGCUCGGCCUCCUUGUAUGUGACAGCUGGAGCUCGGCCUCCGUGUAUGUGACAGCUGGAGCUCGGCCUCCUUGUAUGUGACAGCUGGAGCUCGGCCUCCUUGUAUGUGACAGC
This is a messenger RNA of Hyla sarda, 1696 nucleotides long. Its product is annotated as SWI/SNF-related matrix-associated actin-dependent regulator of chromatin subfamily D member 3. The transcript has 10 exons. Gene Ontology annotation, biological process: regulation of transcription by RNA polymerase II. The record is from RefSeq and is a predicted model, not a curated record. Lineage: Eukaryota; Metazoa; Chordata; Amphibia; Anura; Hylidae. Gene Ontology annotation, cellular component: nucleus; SWI/SNF complex. The coding region runs from base 6 to 1031 and encodes 341 amino acids.